This is a messenger RNA of Gavialis gangeticus (Gharial), 1232 nucleotides long. RefSeq names its product UDP-GlcNAc:betaGal beta-1,3-N-acetylglucosaminyltransferase 3 (gene B3GNT3). The transcript is spliced from 2 exons. Gene Ontology annotation, cellular component: membrane. The coding region runs from base 43 to 1197 and encodes 384 amino acids. Lineage: Eukaryota; Metazoa; Chordata; Crocodylia; Gavialidae. Gene Ontology annotation, molecular function: hexosyltransferase activity. The record is from RefSeq and is a predicted model, not a curated record.
AGCGGCAGGAAGGAGCUGCAAAGGUGAGGUGAAGAGAAGACGAUGGCCCGCAGGUGCCAGAAGCUGGAAGCCGUGCUCCUGGUCACCGUCGGGACCGUCGCACUGCUCUUCCUCCUGCGAACCACCGGCAACAGCGCCAUGCCGCAGCAGGCCGGGGAGCCCACCAUGAUGCCCAGUGCCCAGCCGAGCCCCGAGCCCACCCUCGCGUCCCCGCGCCCCACGCCGGUCUGCCGGGAGAACGCCUCCGUGGCCAACCUCUCCGGCUUCACCGGCCUGCCGGCCCACGUGAAGGACUUCCUGCGCUACAAGCACUGCCGCGAGUUCCCGCAGCUCCUGGACGUCCCCGGCAAGUGCGGGGGGCCCGAGGCAUCCCGGGGCGUCUUCCUGAUCCUGGCCAUCAAAUCGGCCCCCGCGAACUACGAGCGGCGCGAGAUCAUCCGCAAGACCUGGGGGGCGGAGCGGACGUACGCGGGCGCCCGCAUCCGCCGCGUCUUCCUGGUGGGCACGGCCUUGGAUGCCCGCGAGGCCUCGAAGCUGGACCAGCUGCUGCAGCUGGAGGCGGCAGAGCACGGGGACGUGCUGCAGUGGGGCUUCGUGGACAGCUUCUUCAACCUGACGCUCAAGCAGGUGCUGUUCCACACCUGGCUGGAGGCCCGCUGCCCCGGUGUCCGCUUCGUCUUCAACGGGGAUGAUGACGUCUUCGUGCACACCGAUAACAUCGUGCACUACCUGCAGGGCACGGGGGACGAGGGCAGCGAGCGCCACCUCUUCGUGGGGCAGCUCAUCGCCAGCGUUGGCCCCAUCCGUGAGAAGUGGAGCAAGUACUACGUGCCCGAGCAGGUCACCACCGCCAAGCUCUACCCGCCCUACUGCGCGGGCGGGGGGCUGCUCAUGUCCGGCUUCACCACCCACGCCAUCUACCGCGAGUCCCUGAACAUCGAGAUCUUCCCCAUUGACGAUGUCUACCUGGGCAUGUGCCUGGAGAAGGCAGGGCUGGUCCCGGCUUCACACAUGGGCAUCCGGACGGUGGGCUUCCACCUGCCCUCAGCCAAGCUGGCCGCCUUUGACCCGUGCUACUACAAGGAGCUGCUGCUCGUGCACCGGUUCCUGCCCUACGAGAUUCUGGUCAUGUGGCGAGCCCUCCACCAGCCGGGCCUGAAAUGCGGGAGGAAGCUGGAGGUCUAUCGCAAUAACUGAGCAGGACCCCAGGACUCCCGGGGAGGGGGCACCAG